AUGGGACUACUGGCGAAGUUAAAAGCCACGAACUUUCGAAAACAUGAAAUUCCAGUGACCAGUGCGAGAGUUCCCACGAGUGAACCAACUAAACGGCGUUACACUUAUUCGACAGGUAGAAAUUUCAAGGCUUCGAACCUUACUCGAGAUUUUUAUAUCAAUCAAGAGGCUCCUCAUCAUGUCUGGAGGCCGAACGAGUAUAUUUGUGGGGAAGCAGUUUUAGUGCUGAAAAGAGAUGUGGAAAACAUCGCAAUAACGUUAUCAUUGGUGGGAGAGGUCAGGCUUCGUGGUCUAGGUGCUCGAACUCGGUCAGAGAAGCUCUUUGAACGGUCAACCGUGGUUUAUGGAGAGACUGAAGAAUCGCUGCCCGAGGGAGAAACAGUGGUAAAUGGACUUACAAAGGGCGAGCACAGGUUUCCCUUCCGACUGAAAGUACCCUCCAAAAGCAUUUACACUUCCAUCAAGUUCGAAAAAGGCUCUAUUGCAUAUUACAUUCAAUGCACAUUACGACCACUACAAAAUCGCUGCACAGACGAGGUGAUGGCAAUGUGCGAAAAGAGUAUAUCUGUUAUGGUUCCACUAGACGUCGGAAUGCUCCCUAAGCCCAAGACCAAGACAGUAGUGUUACAGUCGCCGUCGAGUCUGAAGCAAGUAGCAGUCGAACAAGACAGCAGCUCUGGAGUCACACGACGUACGGGUGGUUCCAAGCAAUCGGGGUCCACCAUGGUCACGACGGGCUCUUACAGCAAGACUGUGACCAUAAGCGUCGACCUCCCGUCCUCGGGAUAUGUUGUGGGUGAGGUCAUUCCUGUACAGUUACAUUUGGCACACUAUCGAGAAUAUUCGCAUUCUGCGGGCCUCAUAGCCACCCUGGUCAGGAUUUGUCGCGUAGAAGACACAUCAAAAGAAAACGUCAUUGAGACCUUUCGCAAAGAUAUAUGUCAAACGGUGUCACCGGUCUACGUCGACCCAGAGACUUUAGAAUGCGCCCUGACAGUGUAUUUGAAAGUGCCGCUGGAUGCUUUCCCCACGCUUCGUUUACCAAAUAAGCGGUUCUCUUUCCAAUAUUACGUUGAGGUUCUGGUUAACCUAUCGCGCAAGAACCUCGCCUACACGGAAUCGAAUCGCGUCGUGGACGCAGCGACCAAUUCUCAAGUUUCGAACCACCCUUCCAAGUCAAUAGAAGAGAUGCUUUCCAUUUUGCAGCGCAAAAUACAAGCCGGAAGCAACACUGACAGCUUCCAUGACGACGAUCGCGAGUCAAUGAUCUUUUUCAAAGAUUUGAUCAAUGUUGACAAGCUGAAAAGACUUCGCAACGUCACAGGAAUGUCAAUUGAAAUUGUUGUUGGUACCACUAAGACUUCUGGGCCUACAAGUAUCUCCAUUCCAAGCUCGACAUCAGAACAAAAUGCCAUCCCUCCCGUCGCAACAACAAAUGAGGAAUCACCGGUUGCCUCCUCCAGUUCGAACGAACCUUCGCAGCUAGAAGUGAAAGACUACACAUACGCUUCCAAAAAGCACCAAAAAUCGCAGAUGGAGUCUAACUUUUUGUUUGAGUUUGAUGAGAACUCCACAAUGCCUUUGCCCGAGUAUACUCCAAAUUCUUUAUUUGAAGUGGCAGACGACAAGGAUGAGCUUGAACUACAAAGAUUGAAGGAGCUAGAAAGCGAACCACCAAUGGCAGCAUAA
Molecule: messenger RNA, 1689 nt
Organism: Lachancea meyersii CBS 8951
Lineage: Eukaryota; Fungi; Ascomycota; Saccharomycetes; Saccharomycetales; Saccharomycetaceae
Source: the annotation of a GenBank genome assembly